AUGGCUGAUGUCGAAGAGCCCAAGUUCAACACUCUCGCUGAGAGAAUUGCUGCUCUAAACCAGCAGAAAAACUUCCAGGCCCCAGAGGCAAAGGCGAAAAGGCCACCGCCGCCCCCUCCACCCAAUCGACCUGUUCCGCGAAGCCAGACCUUACCUGUUGUCCAGACAAAUGGACAGCCGACUCCUCAAAAGAGUCCCGUCAUACCUCCCAGGCCGACCAAAACCGCGCCGGUGAAGGCAAACCCACCACCGCUACCACGUCGAACCACCGAUUCUCCUUACCUGGAGCCAUCCACCUCGCCCGCACCGAGGGAUCGAAUCGCCCCUCCACCUCUUCCUACUCGCUCCUCAACCCAACAGAUCUCGCCUGCUCUGCCCCCUCGAAGACCUUCCAACCAGCAAUUAGAAGUCCGCCGCAACUCAAAUGCUUCUGAGAUUUCCAACCUUUCGUCACUGUCUCUCAAUCAGACAGUAUCCUCUGCCACCAGCAUUGCCUCUGAUGGACCUUCCCGGAAGCUACCUCCAGCUUUCGACCAAGCCAGUCUACCAGCAUUACCACCAACAAAGCGUGAACGAGAGGCCCAAGCAAGAGAUGCUGCCGCUAGAGAACCGCCGCAACCCAAACAUGCACUCGUCUCCGUCAAGUCUUCGCCUAUUGUCCGACAAAUCGAGCCGCCUCAGAGGCCUGCUUUGCCCCCGCGAAUGACCUCCAAUUCAGCCAGUCAGCAAGUUCACAAACCCGCCUUGGAGCAAGAUGAAGCGCCAGCAAAGCCCAGACGGUUACCGCCUCCCCCUACGGCGUAUGUCAAGUCGCAACCGCAAACAAACGGCCACGGCCAAGAGCAGCAACAUGCAAACCCACCUCCUUUGCCAGGCAAACGGCCAAGUGCAACCCGUGCUACCGAUGACGCGCCUCCUCCCGUGCCCCUCAGUUCCCGGCCAAGCGCUGCACAGAUCCAGGCUGUCGAAGCCAAAAUUAUUGCGCGUGCUAAUGAGUGUUUGAUCUGCCGUGACUUUUCCGGACCGGAUAAUCUUGCCCUCCAACACCCUAGGCAUACGGUUCCGAGAAAUGACCCAACUGGUUACUUGGCUCAUGUUCUGUGUGCUCCAUUCUCAUCCCCCACGGACAAGGCGCGGGCCAUCUUCACCUGGUGCCACUACAACAUCGCUUACGACUGCCCAGCCUUUUUCAACAAGAAUAUCAAAGAUCAGACAGGAGUCAACACCAUCCUCACAGGCAAGGCUGUUUGUGCAGGCUAUGCAGAGACGUUCAAAGAUGUUGCGAUCCGCGCAGGCCUCGAGUGUAUCGUCGUUAGCGGACAUGGCAAGGGCUACGGGUACACGCCCCUGAAGAAGGGGGAACGCCCCCCAAAACAAGAUACCAACCAUGCAUGGAAUGCAGUACGCAUCGACGGUGGUGAAUGGAAGCUCAUUGAUGCUUGCUGGGGAUCCGGUCAUCUCGACAUGGCGACCAAUGACUACGCGGCGAGGUUUGAACCGCUCGAAUUCACAAGGAGUAACGAAGUCUUUGGUCUCACUCAUUUCCCCGAAGACAGAAGCAAGUUUUUCCGGUCUGACGGCAGGUCGCUGACAUGGGAGGAAUACUACAUCGGCCCUGUGCAUGGGGAGCCGCCCGUCAUCUACGGCGAUGCCUCUGCGGAGGGCAUAGCUCCCAUGUCGGUGACUCCUCCGCUGCUACACAUACCCGUACACAGCGGCCAGGUGGUGCGCUUCCAGUUCUCAAAGAUUUGCGAGCAUUGGACUUCGGAGAAGCACGGGCUAGGCAAGCCGCCUUUGUUCUUGUUAAGCAUCAACGGACGCGAUGGUCGGAAGCAGGACAUGGUGCCGAUGGAGACGGACGGGUACUGGCACUGGCUGGACGUCAACGCGGUAGACCUCGGCGUGCCGGGCGGCAGCGUCAGCGUCCUGAUGGUCACGACCUUUGGCAACGAGGACGCGAGAGGCUUGACCAAACAGGGCUACCUGGCGAAGAAGGGCAGGGUCGGCAUGAGCUUCGCCGGCAUUAUGAAGUGGGAUCUGAUUUGA
Colletotrichum truncatum is the source of this 2046-nucleotide messenger RNA. Its product is annotated as Kyphoscoliosis peptidase. The record is from RefSeq and is a predicted model, not a curated record. Gene Ontology annotation, cellular component: cytoplasm. NCBI's taxonomy places the organism in Eukaryota, Fungi, Ascomycota, Sordariomycetes, Glomerellales, Glomerellaceae.